AUGGCGGUUGUUUUCACUGUUUGGAUAUUCGUGCUACUGAUGAUGCAGUCGUACUGUGAAGGAAUCGAAUUGGAUAUUCGCAUGCCUAAUGUUUCACCACUUAAGCUUUUUGGAAAGUACUGUGCUAUUCCUACUAACACAUAUUGUGUGUAUUGUCAUUCCUCGUUAUUAGCUAAAUUCAUCCCACAUGCUGAUAUGCACAUAGCACAUCAUAUGUUAAUGUUUGGAUGUGGGGAUCCCGCCGAUCAAAGUUUGUCCUGGAAUUGUGGGGACAUGGGUAUUGGUGUGUGCGGACAAGGCUCACCAGAGCGUAUAAUGUAUGCAUGGGGUAGAAAUGCCCCGCAAUUGUAUCUACCAAAAAAUACAGCUUUCAAAGUUGGUGGUAAUUCUGGAAUCAAAUAUCUAGUACUUCAAGUACAUUACGGUCUAGUGGAUGAAAGAAUAAAAGACGAAUCAGGGUUAACAUUAAAGAUGACAGAUAAAAAGUUUCGUUUAUUGUCAAUUAAAUUACAUUUUCAAAAUGCCAGUAUCAUUUACUUCACAGGGCAUAUAGAUGCAGACUGUUUAUACAAUGGACAAGCUGUUUUGCAUCCCUUUGCAUUUAGUGUGCAUACAAACAAUCUGGGUAUGGUUGUCACUGGAUACCGUGUGCGAAAUGGUGAAUACACUUUAAUUGGAGAAAAAAACCCACAGAGACCUCAGGCGUUCUAUCCUGUAGUUAAUAACGUAGAUAUACGUCAAGGUGAUAUGUUGGAACUGCAGUGUGUAUAUAGUACCACGAAGAAGAAAACUGUAACUUAUAUAGGUGCCACAACGGAAGACGAGAUGUGUAAUUAUUACAUGAUGUUUUUUUAUACCAAUGACCAAACUGAAGUGAGAGGGGAUAUGGAAUGUAUGAACGUGGCUUCCGACUCAUUAAACAUCUCCGUUGAUGAGUGA
Saccoglossus kowalevskii is the source of this 939-nucleotide messenger RNA. Its product is annotated as peptidyl-glycine alpha-amidating monooxygenase B-like. Gene Ontology annotation, biological process: peptide metabolic process. Gene Ontology annotation, molecular function: oxidoreductase activity, acting on paired donors, with incorporation or reduction of molecular oxygen, reduced ascorbate as one donor, and incorporation of one atom of oxygen; copper ion binding. Gene Ontology annotation, cellular component: membrane; extracellular region. The record is from RefSeq and is a predicted model, not a curated record. NCBI's taxonomy places the organism in Eukaryota, Metazoa, Hemichordata, Enteropneusta, Harrimaniidae.